Hypoxylon fragiforme is the source of this 4005-nucleotide messenger RNA. RefSeq lists its product as uncharacterized. NCBI's taxonomy places the organism in Eukaryota, Fungi, Ascomycota, Sordariomycetes, Xylariales, Hypoxylaceae. The record is from RefSeq and is a predicted model, not a curated record. The transcript has a single exon. Gene Ontology annotation, biological process: negative regulation of transcription by RNA polymerase II. The coding region runs from base 459 to 3782 and encodes 1107 amino acids. Gene Ontology annotation, molecular function: zinc ion binding; RNA polymerase II transcription regulatory region sequence-specific DNA binding; DNA-binding transcription factor activity, RNA polymerase II-specific. Gene Ontology annotation, cellular component: nucleus.
AGUACAUAGCAUGACAGAAGAGUUAGGAAAAGAACAACCGUCUUUUAACGGAUUAAUCAUCUUGUUCAAGUACGCAUUGACAGUUGCGGUAUUGUACCUACUAUUACUAAUACUUAGACGAACUACUACUAGUAGUACCUCUACCUAUCAACAUCUAUCAUACUACCUACGCCUAAUCAGAGUGACUAUUGUCGCCACCAAAAACAACAUCACGCCGCGUGACUAAUUUUCAGUCAUUUUUGACAAACCUAAGGGGUUUAUCCGUGAGCUUCCAAGUUGCUUCAAUCAUUCGCAAUUUUACGGACACCAUUUUCCUUCAUUUACCUAUCUCCAAUUUUGCCACUCAAGGGGUGUGUGGCUCGCCAAUAUUUGUGGACUAUCGUGGCUUCAUUCGGUCUGCGAUCUUGGAUUUAUUUUGGUCAUCCCCCCUUCGCCACAAUCUCUAGAUUAGAGUAGCUAUGGGGGACUCCCAGGCGUCUGGAACGCCUUCGGGAUCGGCAACAAGAGCUCGUGGCCGUCAGCCCCGCGGAGGAAGGUCUUACAGAGGCCGCGGAAGUCGUGGAAACCAGCCCCCACGUGACCAUCAAGUUGCUGAGGGAAGCCAAGUGCCAGGCGGAAAUGCGUCAAAUUCCACCCCCCCCUCUCCGGCAGGGCCAGCCCCCAAUGCCAAUAGAGGUGGCAGAGGGCGAAGAGGUGCUAGAGGUUCAAGACGUGGAGGCAAUGAAAAUAGUCAGAGAACAACAGGUGGGCUACGAGCCUUUGGAGGUCAUCUUACAACGAACGGCGAGACUGAAGAACCCGUCCCGGUUCCUACGAACUCAACAGGUCUAAAUGUCACAGCACCGAAUUUUACGCCUGGUCAGCCAAUAGUCGUAUCCAAUAGCAACCCUCCCACAAAACAGCAAGCCAAAAGCAAUGCCCGUCGGAAACCCUCCAAGUCUACUGCCGAGGACAUCUCAACCAGAAUUCAUGAAGACAUCAACAAUGCACAGUACGAAUGUGUGAUUUGCACAAACGAAGUGCUACGAAAUUCAAAAAUCUGGUCUUGUUCUAUUUGCUGGACCGUAACUCACACCACCUGUGUUAAGAAGUGGUACUCUACCCGGAUAGAUAAUGCAGAGCAGCUGCCAACUAACUGGCGAUGCCCAGGAUGUAACUCUCCGCUGACGGACGAGCCUACUACCUAUCAUUGCUGGUGUGGGAAGGAAAUCAAUCCCAGGUCAAUACCUGGGCUUGACCCUCAUAGUUGCGGCCAAACGUGUUCAAAACCAAGAGGAACAUGUCCGCAUCCUUGUCCUCUCCAAUGCCAUGCUGGACCCUGCCCACCAUGCCUGCAGAUGGGACCAACCCAGCACUGCUUCUGCGGUAAACACACAUCUACUAAGCGAUGCGGCGAGACUGAUUAUACCCACGGAUGGAGCUGCCAUGACCCGUGUGGAGAUAUCUUACCAUGCGGAGAACAUGAAUGCCAGAAGGAAUGUCACUCGGGCCUCUGUGGGAGCUGUGAGAUUCCGGUUCUUUCUAUUUGCUACUGCGGUCGACAAUUCAAAGAAAUUCCUUGCGAGCAACGUGGUGAUAAGUUUAUAUCUCAUAACUACGGCCAAGUCAAGGUGGAAGGUGAUAUUCUCCAGAGCGAUGACUUAUCAGAGCGCGAAUACUGGGGCUCUUUUGAGUGUAACUCUAUCUGCGGUAGACUAUUUGAUUGUGGGAAGCACCGUUGUGAAAAGAGCUGUCACCCUCAAGAUGAAAAUGAGGCCCAUUGCCCAUUCUCUCCUGAUGCGGUACCCUUUUGCCCCUGUGGGAAAACACCACUGGAAGAAAUCAUCACCCAACCGAGACAGAGCUGCGAGGACCCCAUUCCAAAUUGCAAGAAAAUAUGCAACAAGCCAUUUCCGUGCGGGCAUUUUUGCCAGGACACCUGCCAUUCGGGUUCAUGUUCACCGUGCACCCAGAAGAUGGAAAUCAGCUGCAGAUGUGGCCGGACAAAGACGAAUUCGGUCUGCCAUCAAGGCAUAAUUCACGUACCUGAAUGCAUGAAGAUUUGCCGUGCCCAGCUUAACUGUGGGAGGCAUGAGCAUGGCGAACGUUGCUGCUCAGGGGAAAAGAAAGCGAUGGAGCGAGUGGCGGCAAAGCGGAAGAAUAGAAAUUCUAGCUACGCGAACGACGAGAUAGAGGCAGAACAUAUUUGCACUCGCACAUGUGGGCGGGAUCUAAAAUGCAAAAGACAUCAAUGUCAGCAGCUUUGCCAUAAGGGACCCUGUCGUUCUUGUCCUGAAGCCAUAUUCGAGGAAAUCAGUUGUAACUGUGGUCGAACAAUCCUUCAACCGCCGCAACCCUGCGGUACUCGACCUCCGGAAUGUCGCUCCAACUGCACGAGGCCUCGACCAUGCGGUCAUUCUCAAGUAUUGCACAAUUGCCAUCUAGACGAAGAACCGUGCCCAAAGUGCCCAUUUUUAGUCGAGAAGCAGUGUGUCUGCGGUAAGAAGAUGCUUAAAAACCAGCCUUGCUGGUUCGAAACACCACACUGUGGAUUGCCUUGCGGCCGGAAGCUCAAGUGCGGUACCCACACGUGUGGAAAAACUUGUCACCCACGAGGUGAAUGUGAAGAUGCUGGAAUGGCGGGCUCUAGAUGCAAGCAGCGCUGUGGCAAGAUCAGGGCUUGUGGUCAUGCAGAUGUCGAACAGUGUCAUGCCCCAUAUCCUUGCAAAGAGGAUAAGCCUUGCCAGGCAAAGGCAAUAGUUACUUGCGAGUGUCAACGCAAGAAACAGGAGGUACGAUGUAUGUUUACCUCGGCUAACCCGUCACCGCAGCGGAAAACGCUGAAAUGUGACGAUGAAUGUCUCCGUCUACAGCGGAAUGCUCGUUUAGCUGAAGCGCUCAACAUUGACCCGCAAGCCCACACGAAUGACCAGAUACCCUACUCCAGCACGACUCUCGAACUCUACAGGGAUAAUCCUGAAUUCGCGCAACAACGUGAACGAGAGUGCCGGCUCUUCGCCGCAGACCCAACACAAAAGUUGUUGAGAUUUAAGCCAAUGAGGUCUCAUCAACGGGCGUUUCUUCAUUCGUUAGCCGAGGACUAUGGAUUUGAUAGCGAAAGUGCCGAUCCAGAACCUCACCGUCACGUCUGCUUCUUCAAAACCCCACGCUUCAUAUCAGCACCAACGAAGACCCUCUCCCAGUGCAUAAGCACCAGGGCGCAGGCACAACCAACCCAAUCUAUGCAAUCAGUACCGUCAAGCGGCGAUGGCGCUUUAGUGAAGCCUUAUAACGCGUUGCUUUUGACAACGCCACUUUUUGGAUUAACCGUUGACGAAUUGGAUUCCCAUUUCGCGCAGGAGUAUGCUGCGUAUCCUGACGUAAAAUUCCAAACCAGCUUUUUGCCUUCGGAUGAAGUGGUCAUCAAGGGGAUUGGCACGUGGCGGGUGCAAACAUUGGAAGCCAAUCUGACAUCCCUAAAGCCCGCCAUAUCGCAAAAGGUUCAAAAGUUGGGCCUGGCUGCCAGUGUUUCCCUAUGCCACGUCGACGAGUCAUUGAAUGUGCUGCGGAGAGAAACCACCCAAAGCGACGGGGGUUGGAAUGCAGUGGUUGGACGAUCGGCUGCUCGACCGAAGCCGUCUGGGACAUCGACAGGGCAGCAGUCAGCGCCACUACGUAGCAAGUUCGUUGCUCUGAGAAAAGAACCGAAGAAAGUGGUAAAACUUGUUUCGGAAGAUGUCGCGGACGAUUGGGAGGCAGCUGCGGAGGAAUUAGAUGAAGUGGAAAAGAAGCCUGAUGAGUAAUUUGGAACAAAGACAUCGAUUUGCAUUUGCGUCGAGCCUAACAGUGGCAUUUGUGAUUUAGGUGUUAAGCAUAGCUGGGAUAACUAUUAGAUUAUCAGAUGAUAUUUGUUAUAGAAGUAGGUACAUAACUAGUAGGUACUGUACAGUCUGUACCCUAGGUAUGUAAUUAUUUACAUGCCUGUAAGUUGUAACUAUCCAGGAGGUAGAUGAACCCAAGUGCCCC